This is a messenger RNA of Microthlaspi erraticum, 1410 nucleotides long. Lineage: Eukaryota; Viridiplantae; Streptophyta; Magnoliopsida; Brassicales; Brassicaceae. The record is from the annotation of a GenBank genome assembly.
AUGGCGGAGGAUGAUAUAGUGAAGGACAUCCUUACCUCCGCGAUUAAUCUUGCGGUUCAAGUUAUCGAAGCCUCAAAUGAAACCAUCUUCUUCAAGAAGGAGUGCGACGAGGUCAAGAACAAGGUACAAAAGCUCUUAGAGUUGCUGGAGAAAGCCUUAAUCGCCAGCUCGAGUCUCUGCGAAUUCCCGACCCGUCACGUCAUCUCAAUCGCCGAGGCUAUGCGUCGCAAGUCUCUCUCUCUGUUCUACAAGGGCAUCCCCAGAGUAACUAAUCGCUUCAUUACAAUCAUCCACGUUUCCACUUACCAAAAGAUGCUGGUAGGGCUCGAAAGAUCGAUCAAUGACGUCUCGUGGCUCCUUAACGUCUCCGUUCCUUCCAACGAUGGUGAACAAGAAGAGUUGUUUGGUCUCCCACCUUUCGCCAUGAACGACCCAACUCUGUCCAUGAUCUAUGAACUUAUGGCGAUUCUCUACAGGGGAACACUUGAUGAAGACUCCUGUGAAGCAGCUAGGUCGCUGAGAUCGAUGGCCAGUGACAACCCUAGAUGCGCAGAGAUCAUGAUCCGUAAUGGAUUGUGUUCCGUAUUUGCUAAGAUCCUCAGACAAGGGUCGAUGAGAGCUCAAGCAGAGGUGGCUUGUACUACGUCAGUUUUGGUCGCGAGCUUCCCUGAGAGCCAAGACUUGUUCGCACAACACGACGUGAUCCAGCUCCUGUUAAGCCACUUGGUGACUCCAGAGGUCGAAGAUUCCUUGCAGAUGAAGGCAAUGGCAGCAAAAGCUUUAAGGGAGCUAGCCAAAGGAAAUUCAUCUAUCUGCAAAAGCAUCACCGAUUCAAAAAGAUUCUUGCGUUUCGCAAAUUUGCUUGAGACGCAAGACAAACAAGUUAGAUACAACUCCUUGAUGGUCUUAACAGAGAUCACUGCUGUGGCAGAGCAAGAUUCUGACUUGAGACGCUCAUCGGCUUUCAAGUGCAAAUCUCCAGUUUUCAAGGCCAUUGUUCAUCAAAUCCAUAAGCUCACCGGAGAAAAUGGAGACACUGUUCUACUUAUACCAUGCAUCACACUAAUAGGGAACCUUGCACGAGCAUUUAGAGCCUCUGAUACAUCAAUGAUCGAGCAGUUGGUGAAACUUCUCGGCCAUCAAGAUCCAAAGGUAUCAAGAGAAGCAAUUGUAGCACUCACUAAAUUCGCUAGGCCGAGUAACUACUUGCACAAUGAUCAUUCAAGAGCAAUAGUAGAAGCUGGAGCUGCAAGGAGACUUAUCGAGCUAUCUUCUUUAGGUUGCGAGAUUCGGAUCCCAGCUUUAGAGCUUCUUAUAUGCAUUGCAGCUCAUGUACCAGAGAAGGAAGAGGUCGUCAAAGUAUUGGAAUGUGCAUCGAACCAACCAUUGACCAAUUCACAAAUGUGCUAA